Danaus chrysippus (African queen) is the source of this 213-nucleotide messenger RNA. The record is from the annotation of a GenBank genome assembly. Lineage: Eukaryota; Metazoa; Arthropoda; Insecta; Lepidoptera; Nymphalidae.
AUGGGAUUUAAAGAGUACGAACGGGGACGAGGGACGGCUAGUGAGGAUUGUAGAAGAAGAGAGAGGAUGAGCAGCGACGAGCAGGGACGAACAGGGAUGAGCAGGGACGAGCAAGGACGAACGAGGGCGAACGAAGACAAAUAUGGACUCAGUCCCGAGAUAUAUUCCUCUGAAGGUCAUUGCGAUUCAUUUCAAUGUUUAAUGCCACGUUGA